AUGGGUCCUAAAAAACCAAACAUACAAGAUGAACCAAACCAACCAAAUCCAGCAGGAGGCGUAAAACCACCACCAGGUUUCCAACAACAACCACAACAUCAACAACAACAACAACAACCAAGAGGUCCACCACCAGGUUUCCAACAACAACAACAACCACAACAACAACAACAACAACAACCACAACAACAACAACAACAACAACAACCAAGAGGUCCACCACCAGGUUUCCAUCAACAAGGUCACCCACAAGGUCACCCACAAGGCCAACAACAAGGUCACCCACAACAAGGUCAACAACAAAGAGGUCCACAACAACAAGGUCAACAACAAGGUAACCCACAACAACAACAAAGAGGUCCACAACAAGGUCACCCACAACAACAACAAAGAGGUCCACAACAAGGUCACCCACAACAAGGUCACCCACAACAAGGUCAACAACAACAAAGAGGUCCACAACAAGGUCAACAACAAGGUCAACAACAACAAAGGGGCCCACAACAAGGUCCACAACAAGGUCAACCAAAACAACCAAGUGGUUCUUGGGGUAAGCAGCCACCACAAAAUCUUCAACCACAACAACAACCACAACAACAACAGCAACAACAACAACAACAACAAACAACCACUACCACUACUACUACCACUUCAUCAAGUUCACCAGCAGCAGCACAGGUUCCAACAAUUUCAAGAAAAGAUUUAGUCAAAGAUGAUGAUAUUGAAAAUAUUGCAAUUGUCCCAGCAAAACCAAGAUCAAUUCAAAGUCAACCAAUUUCUGUUAUUACAAAUUUCUUCCCAGUUCAAGUAAGACAAAAUAGAAGUUUAUUCCUCUAUCGUAUUGAUUACGAUCCACCACAAGUUGCAAGAGAUAGAAGAUUCAAGGUUAUGAAAGAAUUCCUAGCUGCAAAUUCUUUAAUCUUUACUAAAUAUGAUGGUGAUUCUUUAUUAUUCUCUGCUAAAAAGAUUCAAAUUAAUUCUCAAAAUGUUGAUGGAGUUCAAAUUUUAAUUAAAUUAGCAAAAGAAUUUGAUCAUACUGAUAAAUCAAUUACUCAAUUCUUUAAUGUUUUAACCAAAUCUUUUAUGAGAUCAAUGGGAUAUUCAUUAAUGGGUAGAAAUUAUUAUACAUCAGUUGGUAAAAGAGAUGUACCAAAACACUUUUUAGAAGUUUGGAAAGGUUUUAGUACAUCAGUUAUUCCAACUGAAGCUGGUACAAUGUUAUUAUGUGAUUCAACUACCAAAGUUGUUAGAUCUCAGACUGUAUUGGAAAGAAUUAGAUAUUUAAAUAAUAAUACCAAUAGAUGCACCGCUGAAAUUGUAAAUUCAAUUGUUUUAACUCGUUAUAAUAAUAAAACUUAUCGUAUCUCUGGUAUUUCAUGGCAAGGUAAAAAUUCAAAGGUUACCGAUAUUAUGGAAGGUUCAACUACCUUUUUACAAUAUUAUCAAAAGAAUUAUCCAAAAUAUAAAAUCACCGAUUUAAAUCAACCAUUAUUAAAAUCUGAAGUUAAAAUGAGAGGUAUGAAACAAACAAUUUAUUUAGUUCCAGAAUUAACUUAUUUAACUGGUUUAAAUGAUGAAAUGCGUAAAGAUUUUCAUAUUAUGAAAGAUUUAGCAGAAGAAUCAAAUGUUGAACCAUAUAAAAGAAUUGAUAAUUUAAAUAAUUUUGUUAAUGGAUUUAAUACAAAUCCAACAAUUUCAAAAGAGUUGGAAUCAUGGGGUAUUUCUUAUCAACCAGCUUUAAAAGUUGAAGGUUGUGUAUUACAAGCACCAAAGAAUGUUCCAAUUAAUAACGCCAAUGCAUUGAGAAAUGUUAAAUGGGUAUUCAUUGUUGAACAACUUGAUUUCCAAAGAGGUGAGUGUCAAAAGAAUCUUGAUCUUUUCCUUAGAGAAAGUCAAUUACAACCACCAACUAUUCAUCAUCCAGUACUUCCAAAGAGUUCCCGUGAUAUUAAAUCAACCAUUUACACUGAUAUUAUGGAACAAUAUGUCAAAAAAGGUGUUAGCUUCUUUUUGAUUAUUAUUCCUCAAAAUAAUGCAGAAGUUUACAAAGGUAUCAAAAUGAAGUCAUUGAUCCAAUUCAGAGUUUUAACUCAAUGUAUCUUUUCUAGAACCUUUGAUAAAGGUAGACCAGUCUCUGUCAAAUUGAAACAACAAGUGGUUGCCAAGUUAGGUUUAGCACCAUGGGGUCUCGGUCAAGAUAUCUACAAGGGUGUACCAAAGAAAACCAUGGUCAUUGGUGUCGAUGUUGGUCACAAUUCAGAUAUGAAAGGUCAUUCAGUGGUUGGUUUCGUUGCAACCAUCGAUGAUAAAUUCCAAAAGUUUUUCUCUCGUGCUUACGCUCAAGAACGUCCUGGUAAAGAAAUUAUUCAUUCCCUUGAGGACGCCACCAAAGAAGCUAUGAAAAGCUACUUUAACCAUAACAAUUGUUUACCAGAAUUGGUGAUUGUUUAUCGUGAUGGUGUUGGUGAUGGUAUGUUGGAUCUCGUCAAUAAGACUGAAAUUGCCGCAAUGAAAAAAGGUUUUGCCGAAACUCCUUCUUCUUGGGGUACUAAACCAAAAUUGGUUUACACUAUCGUUAAAAAGAAUACAAACGCUCGUUUCUUUACAAACGAUAAUCAAAAAGCAAAUCCUCCACCAGGUACUUUAAUCGAUUCAAAGAUUACCCAUCAAAAUUGGUACGAUUUCUUUUUGGUCUCUCAAGUUGCUUUCAAAGGUUCAAUCAAUCCAACUCAUUACCAUGUCUUAUUGGAUGAACAUCAAAUGGCUGCUGAUUUAUUCCAAUUCUUUACUUUCCAAAUGUGUCAUCUUUAUUUCAAUUUUGAAAAAUCUGUUCGUGUACCAGCAAGUUGUCAAUUUGCUCAUAAAAUGGCAUUUUUAAUUGGUAGAACUGUUGGUCGUAAUGUUGAUAAAGAUUUAUCUGAUAAAUUAUAUUUCCUUUAA
Molecule: messenger RNA, 2940 nt
Organism: Dictyostelium discoideum AX4
Lineage: Eukaryota; Evosea; Eumycetozoa; Dictyosteliales; Dictyosteliaceae
Gene: agnA
Product: argonaut-like protein
Exons: 3
Coding region: 1-2940 (979 amino acids)
Cellular component (GO): cytoplasm
Molecular function (GO): nucleic acid binding; RNA binding
Source: RefSeq, a predicted model, not a curated record